ACGGAGGAGGACGGCAGCCAGGAGUUCUCCACCCGCAGCCGCUUCCUCUACUAUCUCUUCAGCCUGGGCACGGAGCUGGGCAACGAGCUGUUCUACAUUCUCUUCUUCCCCUUCUGCAUCUGGAACUUGGACGCCUGGCUGGGCCGGAGGCUGAUCAUCAUCUGGGUGUGGGUGAUGUACCUGGGGCAGUGCACCAAGGAUGUCAUCCGCUGGCCGCGGCCUGCCUCCCCGCCCGUGGUGAAGCUGGAGGUCUUCUACAACUCCGAGUACAGCAUGCCCUCCACCCACGCCAUGUCGGGCACCGCCAUCCCCCUGGCGCUCCUUCUGCUCAGCUACGGCCGCUGGCAGUAUCCCCUUAUGUUUGGACUGAUCCUUGCAUUCUGCUGGUGUUCUUUGGUUUGCUGUAGCCGAAUUUAUAUGGGAAUGCAUUCAAUUUUGGAUGUUAUUGCUGGAUUUCUGUAUGCUAUUCUCAUCUUGAUUGUCUUCCAUCCAGUUGUGGACCUGAUUGAUAACUUCAACUUAACUUACAAAUAUGCCCCCUUAAUUAUCAUCAGUCUCCAUUUAGCCCUGGGCAUCUUCUCUUUUACCCUAGACACGUGGAGCACAUCUCGAGGAGACACGGCUCAGAUACUGGGCUGUGGUGCUGGAGUAGCCUGUGGCUCUCAUGUUAACUACAUAAUGGGUCUAAAGCUAGAUCCUCCUCCCAAUACUUUACCUUUAUCUCUUUCCUCUCUCACUGUGACUGUGUUUGGAAAAGCCAUAUUGCGGUUGUUGAUUGGAGUAAUUGUUCUGUUGUUAACAAAAGUAGCGAUGAAAAAAGCCACUAUUCCACUGGCAUGUAAAAUAUUUCGCAUACCACAUGACGAUGUCCGGAAAGCAAGACAACGCAUGGAAGUUGAGCUUCCCUAUCGCUAUAUUACAUAUGGAAUGGUUGGGUUCUCCCUCAUGUUCAUUGUUCCUUGCCUCUUCCAUUUUAUUGGUCUGUCUUGA
This is a messenger RNA of Balearica regulorum gibbericeps (East African grey crowned-crane), 990 nucleotides long. It is a transcript of the gene SGPP1, whose product is annotated as sphingosine-1-phosphate phosphatase 1. NCBI's taxonomy places the organism in Eukaryota, Metazoa, Chordata, Aves, Gruiformes, Gruidae. The record is from RefSeq and is a predicted model, not a curated record. Gene Ontology annotation, molecular function: sphingosine-1-phosphate phosphatase activity. Gene Ontology annotation, cellular component: endoplasmic reticulum membrane. Gene Ontology annotation, biological process: sphingosine metabolic process.